This is a messenger RNA of Nothobranchius furzeri (turquoise killifish), 2233 nucleotides long. It is a transcript of the gene tspan2a, whose product is annotated as tetraspanin 2a. Gene Ontology annotation, cellular component: plasma membrane. NCBI's taxonomy places the organism in Eukaryota, Metazoa, Chordata, Actinopteri, Cyprinodontiformes, Nothobranchiidae. The record is from RefSeq and is a predicted model, not a curated record.
GAAGUAGACAAAGACAACCUUUUUUCUCAAUUAAAACACACUCAGAAUCCCCGGUUACGGUUUAUUUGUUUUUAUUUUUUUAAUAGGAACAAACACAAUCGUCUUCUGGACCAUAACUGUGCUCGUCUACUGAGAUAAGUAACUACUUUCGACUUUAUUCUUUUAUAUUCUGCUUAAAACGUUUUACAUUUUUAUUUCAUUUUUCGGCCCUUUUAUCGUUUUGUGCGUCUUGAGCCGAUACGCCAGCCACUACGUAAACCCUUUAAAUUAAACAGAUGUAUGAGGUUUUUAAUAAUAAUUUAGUAAUAAUUCAUACAGUAAAUGAGACGUAUUUGAAAAACAUAUGUAAGAUAAAGCAGUAAGCAUUAAUUUAUAUAAGUGUAAAGUGAAAAACCGUCAUUUAGGCGAAUCGCUGUCCACACCUCCUCCAGUCGCGCGCACACACACAAACGCGUGCGAGUAGCAUCACUAUUGGGUGGUGCAAGACAGGCUAGUGCGCAUGUUUUCAUGUGUGUACUGUACGGUGUAACGGGGUAGGGCUUCAUCAGUGCAUGGGUUGAUGCUCAGCUGGAGGAAAGGCGACGAUUUAAUCAAUUAAAAAUAGAUAAAAGGCUGUACAUCGGACAUAUCGACAAAUCAGGCGGCAUCAUGAGCAAAGUGCAAGGUGGGAUGAAAUGUGUGAAAUAUCUCCUCUUCGUCUUCAACUUCAUCUUUUGGCUGUCAGGCCUGUUGGUGCUGGCGGUGGGAUUGUGGCUGAGGUUUGACCCAAACAUAGUGGACCUCCUGACGGGCAAUGACGCCCCCAACACCUUCUUCAUAGCUGUGUACAUCCUCCUCGGUGCAGGAGGGCUGAUGAUGCUGGUGGGUUUCUUUGGCUGCUUCGGGGCCGUGCGUGAGUCUCAGUGUCUUCUUACCUUGUUCUUUGCUUCCCUUCUGAUAAUCUUUGGAGCGGAGAUCACGGCUGGUGUGUUUGGAUUCAUGAACAAAGAACAGAUCACAGAAGAAAUCCAGAAGUUUUACAGCAGCGCCGUUGCUGAUGACAACUCUUUAAACGGCACUGAAAUCGCGAACCUUUACCACAAAGUUCUAAACUGUUGUGGUGGCACAACUUCAGACACGAGUCAGACGUUGUGUGAAGCUUUUCCAGAAGGAACCCCGGACUGUCUGACUGCAAUAUCUGAUUUCUUCAAUGAAAAGCUGUACAUCAUUGGAUACAUAGGGAUUGGGAUCGCUGGAGUAAUGAUCCUGGGCAUGAUCUUCAGUAUGGUCCUGUGCUGUGCCAUCAGGAACACCAGGGAGGUUAUAUAGAUGGUGCGUUGAUCUCCUCCACCGCCAAGCAACAACCACACCCCUACACGCUCACACGUCCCUUUUUUAUCAAUAUACCUGAAGGGAACCACCAAAGUUAUGUUCCGAUGGCAUUCCUUAUGGUCCGGACUGAAGAGGAGACCACAUUCAACACAAUACUCUGGAUAAUUAUCUUCGCCCCUUCCUCCUGAGUCCACCAGCACUCAAGCCCUGAUGUACUCCUCGCUCCUCUCCAUGACUAAAGUUUAGCUUUUAGCUCGACUCCGUGACAUUCCUCACUCUUAACAUGUUUCUGUCAGACCGCCGUUUCUCUGCAGAGGCUGCCGUGCCGCAUCGUAGCUACAACGUGUUACAUGAAGCCUUUUAUGACGCAGGAAUGUUGGGUUGGAGGAGUAUUGAUGUAAAUAGAGACAACUUGGCUCUUAACUCUUUGCAGUUUCUUGUUUUUUUUAGACCUAAUGCUCCUCACGUCUUAUGUGCUUAAGUGUUUUGAGGACUAGCCCGCCUUUUGCAGGGAGGAUUUCCAUGACGUGCCUACUUGACCGUUAUAGUCGCAGUCAAACCUCCAACUACUGAAAUAUUUAUCUGUUUCUUGUCAUUUUGAUGAGUGUGCUUCCUUCUGCCCCCCCACUAUCAAGUAUUUCUACUAUAAAGCACAAUAGAAGGUGUAUAGAUGUGAUGUAGGAUAUGGGGGUCUGGUGAUAAGCUGGCCUUUUUGUAAAUCUCCAAAUUUGUGUGAGAGGUUUUCGUGAACUUGUGGAGCUUUUCUCAAGCACGUUUAAACAGUAACAGUGAAGCUAGUUUGCAUUUUGUAUUGAGUUUUUGUGACUGUACAUUUAUUUGGUGUGCCAAUAAGAUGUAAAAUUUCCAAUAAUAUAGUUUUUUCAUACAGUUAACAACAAUAAACAAAUACUGGGUGCUUUUA